AUGGGCGGCGGGCCGCGCACAUUCCCCGGCGGGCUGAACAAGUGGCAGUGGAAGCGCCUCCACGAGAAGAAGGCCUCGGAGAAGGAGAAACGCCUCCUCGACCAAGAGAAGCAGCUCUACCAGGCCAGCAAUCCGAUCCUCAAUCCGCGCCAAACUAGCCGCCGGCGAGUACCCGCCACCGCCCAGCAACGAUAUCUCCUUCCAAUUACAAUCCCAUGGCUCCGAGAGACCAAAUCAAAGCGCUCCCCGAUCCUUUCAACCGAGGUCUGA
Linum tenue is the source of this 270-nucleotide messenger RNA. Lineage: Eukaryota; Viridiplantae; Streptophyta; Magnoliopsida; Malpighiales; Linaceae. The record is from the annotation of a GenBank genome assembly.